CCUUUGCUGCGAGGGGCUGAGCAGCGGGCAGGCACCGCCGUCCUCCUCUUCCUCCUCCUCCUCCUCUCUCCGCGCAAGCUGCACCCUCCGCCGGCUUCAAUGAAACUGGCAGCGAUGAUCAAGAAGAUGUGUCCGAGCGAGGCCGAGCUGAGCAUCCCCGCCAAGAACUGCUACCGCAUGGUCAUCCUGGGCUCCUCCAAGGUGGGCAAGACAGCGAUCGUGUCGCGCUUCCUCACGGGGCGCUUCGAGGAGCAGUACACCCCCACUAUCGAGGACUUCCACCGCAAGUUCUACAGCAUCCGCGGCGAGGUCUACCAGCUCGACAUCCUGGACACGUCGGGCAACCACCCCUUCCCAGCCAUGCGCCGCCUCUCCAUCCUCACAGGCGACGUCUUUAUCCUUGUGUUCAGCCUGGACAACCGGGACUCCUUUGAGGAGGUGCAGCGCCUGAAACAGCAAAUCCUGGAGACCAAGUCAUGCCUGAAGAACAAAACCAAGGAGAACAUAGAGGUGCCCCUGGUCAUCUGCGGCAACAAGGGCGACCGGGACUUUUACCGGGAGGUGGAGCCCCAGGAGAUCGAGCAGCUGGUGGGGGGGGACCCCAAGAAAUGCGCCUAUUUCGAGAUCUCGGCCAAGAAGAACAGCAGCCUGGACCAGAUGUUCCAGGCGCUCUUUGCCAUGGCCAAGCUGCCCAGCGAGAUGAGCCCGGACCUGCACCGCAAGGUCUCCGUGCAGUACUGCGACAUCCUGCACAAGAAGGCGCUCAAAGGCAAAAAGCUGCUCAAAGAGGGGGGCCGGGGCAGCGCGGAGGAAGCCUACGGCAUCGUGGCUCCCUUCGCCCGGCGGCCCAGCGUCCACAGCGACCUCAUGUACAUCCGGGAGAAAGCCAUCGGCGGUGGGCACGCCAAGGAGAAGGACCGCUGCGUGAUCAGCUAGGCGCCCCGUCAGGCACCGGCAAAGCGAGCAGGAAGGAGGGAGGGGGGGAAGAUGCUCGUUUCCUAAGUGACUUUGGUGAGACAGGAGGGUGGGCAGGCACCCACCCGGGCAGCGGGGGGAUUUGCCUCUUCCCCAGCCGCCCUCCUCCGGAGGCAUCACUUUCAUCGGCUCCCUCCCCUGGGGCAUUUUUGGGAGAGCGGGCACACGGCGGGGGGCUUUGGCUGGCAGGAGAGGGGUGCUGCUGGGAGCAUCCCCUCUACAGGGAGAGAGUGAAAUGCUGGCCUGCAAGGUGGAAGGAUGUGUGCGGAGGAGACAGAUCUUGUUUCUUACCCUUCCAAACCAUCCAGCCUCUGGCCAGGGCACCGCAUUCAGGAGGGAGGGCAGAGGCCUGCCAGGGCCUGCUUUGUGCUUUUGGGGCUUUUUUUUUUCUGUUUUAACUUGAGAAGCUGUGCACGGACUCUGGCUCUGUGUCGUGUGUUUGUCUGUGUUUGCAAAAGCACGUGCAGAAGACACUCCUAAGCUGUAAAGACUUUGCAGAGUUACAGCCCUAAUGGACCAAAAAGUGACUCUUGUUUACAUAUGUCUUGUCUGAUUUGCAAGAUCGGGGUGGGGGGGGGAUUUUUUUAAUGAGAAAACAAUAGGCACUUUAUGUAGGUAUUGUUUGUCACGGAUAUGAACAAAAAUCUUCAAGUGUUUCUACAGUGGGUGAAACUUGAUGUUAUAUUUUUUCUACAAAACAAUAAAAACAUUUUUAAAAUGA
Messenger RNA from Rhea pennata, 1696 nucleotides. RefSeq names its product ras related dexamethasone induced 1 (gene RASD1). The transcript is spliced from 2 exons. Gene Ontology annotation, biological process: signal transduction. NCBI's taxonomy places the organism in Eukaryota, Metazoa, Chordata, Aves, Rheiformes, Rheidae. The record is from RefSeq and is a predicted model, not a curated record. Gene Ontology annotation, cellular component: cytoplasm. The coding region runs from base 100 to 936 and encodes 278 amino acids. Gene Ontology annotation, molecular function: G-protein beta-subunit binding; GTPase activity; GTP binding.